AUGGACAUUGCCCAGCACGUUACAGAGCUCAUCUAUUCUCACACGUUGCGCUCCCACAUUCUCAAGGUAAAGCUGUCUAUGCUGUAAAACUCAGCUGAUCUGUAAGUAACAAGGGGUCAAAUAGAGGGGAAUGCAAUGGAAUUACACCAGCUGGUUGAAUUCUACCAACUUGGUUUGGAAGACAUUAAACAGUGGAAAUUAAAUAUAUUUAUAAGUUCAACAGCUUUUGGUGACAGUUCCACACUGUUAAUAACAAUGUGUGACUUCACAUGUAAAGAGAUGAUGACAAAAGAGACAUCUGGUUUGAUUAUGAAGAUAAUUAAUUUCAUUGAUUCAUUACAUAGCCUGAAGCAUUCAAAUGUCUAACAAAGUAAAAUGGGUAAUGUGUAAUAUUUCAAGCAUAGUGCAUUAAUAAUGACCAUCAUUUGUACGUGAUAUACUGUAGUGUCAGCUCCAUUCUUCUACUUACUCCCUCAGAUGCCCCUGCUGAACACCCAAUCCCUGGAGAGCCACAGAGAGCUGCGUCUGGCCCACUUGGCCCUGAGUGUGAUGACCAUGGGCUACGUGUGGCAGGAGGGGGAGCAUGACACAGUCAAGGUUUCACACCAACCCUUCUUAUUAUGAAUGUUCUGGACCUGGAGUGUGAAGAGAGACACAUGUAACCUUUAGAUUGUUUUGGAAAAAGGUUUCCUUCCAUAAUCACAGCAGGUGAAAAAAUUGCUGAAAAUAUUUUCUGACUAUAAAUCAAAGGUCAAAAUAUCCAGCCACUUUUGCACCUUCAGGUUUGAGAUCAAAUCAUCAAAUCAAAUGUUAUAGGUCACAUGCUAUGGUAGAGUGGCCAGACGGAAGCCACUCCUCAGGAAAAGGCACAUGACAGCCUGCUUGGAGUUUGCCAAAAGGCACCUAAAGGACUCUCAAACCAUGAGAAACAAGAUUCUCUGGUCUGAUGAAACAAAGAUUGAACUCUUUGGCCUGAAUGCCAAGCAUCACAUCUAGAAGAAACCGGGCACCAUCCCUACGGUGAAGCAUGGUGGUGGUAGCAUCAUGCUGUGGGGAUGUUUUUCAGCGGCAGGGACUUGGAGACUAGACAGGAUCGAGUGAAAGAUUAACUGAACCUGCUCCAGAGCGCUCAGGACCUCAGACUGGUGCGAAGGUUCACAUUCCAACAGGACAACGACACUAAGCACAAAGCCAAGACAACACAGGAGUGGCUUCGGGACAAAUCUCUGAAUGUCCUUGAGUGGCCCAGCCAGAGCCCGGACUUGAAUCCGAUCGAACAUCUCUGGAGAGACCUGAAAAUAGCUGUGCAGCGACGCUCCCCAUCCAACCUGAUAGAGCUUGAGAGGAUCUGCAGAGAAGAAUGGGAGAAACUCCCCAAAUACAGGUGUGACAAGCUUGUAGUGUCAUACCCAAGAAGACUUGAGGCUGUAAUCGUUGCCAAAGGUGCUUCAGCAAAGUAUUGAGUCAAGAGGUCUGAAUACUGAUGUAAAUGUGAAUUUGCAAAAAUUUCUAAAAACCUGUUUUUGCUUUGUCAUUAUGGGGUAUUGUGUGUAGAUUGAUUUUAGGGUAAGGCUGUAACGUAACAAAAUGUGGAAAAAGUCAAGGGGUAUGAAUACUUUCCGAAUGCACUGUAUAAUAAACAGUAACAGCAGCAUAUGUGAAAGUGUGUCUAUGUGUGGGUGUGUGUGUGGCGUCAAAAUGCAUGUGUGUGUGUGUGUGUGUUGGAGUGUCAGUGUAGUCUCUGUGAGUGUGUGGGUAGAGUCUAGUGAGUGUGCAUACAGCAUGUGCAAGGGAGGCAGUGCAAAACAAUUACAAUAAAGGAAUAAAUAAUAAAGGGGGUCAAUGUAAAUAGUCCGGGUAGCCAUUUGAUUAACUGUUCAGCAGCCUUAUGGCUUCGGGGUAGAAGCUGUUCAGGUGCCUUUUGGUCACAGACUUGGCGCGCCGGUACCGCUUGCUGUGCGGUUGUAGUGAGAACAGUCUAUGACUUGGGUGACUGGAGUCUUUGACAAUUUUUAGGGCCUUCCUCUGACACCGCCUGGUACAGGGGUCCUACAUGGCAGGGAGUUCGGCCCCAUGAUGUACUGGGCCAUACGCACUACCUUUUGUAGCGCCUUGCGGUCGGAUGCCAAGCAGUUGCCAUGUCAAGCGGUGAUGCAGCCAGUCAAGAUGCUCUCAAUGGUGCAACUGUAGAACAUUUUGAGGAUCUGAGGGCCAAUGCCAAAUCUUUUCAGCCUUUUGAAGUGGAAGAGGCAUUGUCGUGCCCUCUUCACAACUGUGUUGGUGUGUGUGGACCACGAUAGAUCCUUAGUGAUGUGGACACCAAGGAACUUGAAGCUCUCGACCCGCUCUGCUACAGCCCGUCGAUGUGAAUGGGGCCGUGUUAAGCUCUCUGUUUCCUAUAGUCCACGAUAAGCUCCUUUGUCUUGCUGACGUUGAGGGAGAGCUUGUUGUCCUGGCACCAUACUGCCAGGUCUCUGACCUCCUCCCUAUAGGCUGUCUCUUCGUCAUCAGUGAUUAGGCCUACCACCGUCGUUGGACAAGUUAAUGAUGGUGUUGGAGUCGUGCGUGGCCACGCAGUCGUGGGUGAACAGGGAGAACAGGAAGGGACUGAGCAUGCCCCCUGAGGGGCCCCCGUGUUGUGGGUCAGCGUGACGGAUUUGUUGUUGUCUACCCUCUCCACCUGGGGGCGGCCCGUCAGGAAGUUCAGGAUCCAGUUGCAGAGGGAGGUGUUCAGUCUCAGGGUCCUUAGCUUAGUGAUGAGCUUGGAGGGCAAUAUGUAGUUGAAUGCUGAGCUGUAGUCAAUUAACAGCAUUCUCACAUAGGUGUUCCUUUGGUACUGGUGGGAAAGGGCAGUGUGGAGUGCAAUAGAGAUUGUGUCAUCUGUGCGAAUUGGAGAUGGGUCCAGGGAUACGAAGAGCAACAAAUCAUUACUGGAUCCAUACACAUUAAGGACUUACUGUAUGCACAUUGGCUAUCUGUAAACAAAACCCCAGUCAUCAUGCAAUGCACUGCGAGUAUCAUCUGGUAUAUAACAGGAAGUCCCUCUGAUAUGAACUCUUAUCUCUCAUAAGAUGCUGCCCCGCAACCUGGCCAUUCCAUACUGUGAGGUGUCUCAGCGCCUAGGACUUCCUCCCAUCCUUACCCAUGCAGACGCAGUACUGGCUAACUGGAAGAAGAGGGAUCCACAG
This is a messenger RNA of Coregonus sp. 'balchen', 3188 nucleotides long. Lineage: Eukaryota; Metazoa; Chordata; Actinopteri; Salmoniformes; Salmonidae. The record is from the annotation of a GenBank genome assembly.